CUUGUACAUACACGACAUCAUAGUUGCAUACCGCAGACGCGAAUUGUUAUGGAUUAGUGGAAGUAUUGGUGCAACCGUAUCUCAACAGACGCGGUAGUAUAGCGUCGUUAGUUGUCAUUCCCGCCUGGAACUUCCCUAAAUUAGCUGCUUACGUUAUCGAUUUGAGGCUGCACCUCGGCGCCUCGGAAAACAGUAGACAAUUGGACCAUUUGCCAACUGAAGCAAUUGGAGCAGGCCAAACCAUAAUGACGCUAGUCUAGUAUCGAAUAGACAGCGAUUAUGCAGCCUGCUCCGCUCGAUGGAGCGGGUCAUCCAGCUACAAACGAGGCCUGGGCGCGACUGUUGGAACUCUUGCAGAAUGCGCAAGCUGCCAGGCCUGGAAACGCCGGAUAUCCAGCUUACAACCCCGGUGACAUGGAAGAUGCUUCCCUCGAAGCUGAGUCGACAACUUCUGCUGACAGCUCUCCAGCGCGGCCUGACAGCCCCGGGGAGCGGCGAGCAUCAUCCUCCCAUGCGACCGCCAUCCCCCACCAACCCCUUUACCUUCAGCAGACUCAACCCCGACAACACCCGCAGUCCGCAAACGCGCACCGCAGCUUUGCGUAUCUCAGCCAGUUAAGUCGCAGACCGCAGGCCGUGACAGCUGCAGCCACAUCCGGAGCAAUUGCCGCCCAGCCCGUGGAUUCUGAGGACCCUGAAGCCUCGGUUUCCGCAUCGGCGGAACGCCAUCGAUUGGCGACGGACAGCUCGGGGAUAAGCCUCUCGGUGUUGGCUGAGUGGGUGUCGGACUUGGUGCCCUUCACGCUGCUGCUGCUGUGGGUGCUCAUACUGCAGCACACCAACGUUCUGCUGCUGCUGGUGCUCCUCUCCAGCUCCAUCCUUGCAGCCAACGCAGACAUCCGCAAAACCCUGGCCAUGCGCACAAGUCAACCGCCACCGCCAUCUGCCCCACCCUCCACCAACGCAGCCGCGUCCGCGACGUCCGCCGACCUUUCCAUCAGCAGCGGCAGUUCCAAUGCUGCCCUCCGGGGUGCAUCGAGCAGCAGCAGCAGCCGCAUCCUCGCAGCAGCCGCGUCAGUGGCUUCUUGGUUUGGUUCCUUGUUUGCUGCAGGCAGCUUGACACGUCAGCUGCUGCGGGUGGUGGGGGUGACGGCGGCGGCGGUGCUGGCAUGCGUGACUGAUGAGCCCCGGGUGCUACGGGUGCUGGCGUUGCAGCGAGUGUCUCCGGAUAGCGUCCUAGACGCCUUGCUGCUGGUGCUUCUGGGCGAUUCCUUCCUGCGCCUGGCAGCCAUGUUGCCUAAACUGGCAACCGUAGCCUGGUUCCGCUACCGUCUUAGUAGCAUCAUUGCCAGCAGCAACAGCAGCAACAACGCACGGGGCGGCAGCAGCAGUAGCAGCGUCUGGGGCAGGGGCACCAGAUUGCUCCGGAGGUGGUUCCUAGGAGGCUCCUCCUCCUCCUCCUCCUUAGCAGCGGGGACCUCAAGAGACGGCGCAGGAGGCGGGUGCGGCGGGUGCUGCGCGGCGGGGGGCGCAGCAGGGAGCUGGUGUGCCCGGUUGUUAUGGAGCGGGGGCGGGUUGUGGGCGGGAGGUGGAGGUGGAGGUGGAGGCGGCUCCUCAUAUCUGACAGCGGGGGCCGGUAGUGGCGGUGGUGGCGGCGGCGGCAGCGGGGGUACUGCUCGUGCGUUGCGGCAACAGUCCCGAGUGCUGACGGCGGUGGAGCGGGGCGUGGCGGCGUACCGAGCGGUGAUACCGGCACCCGUGUGGUACGGCUACCUGUUGCACGGCAGUGGCUUGUCGCCCGUACCCGCAUCCCUGUUCUGCGGCUUCUACCUCGCCCUCAAGGCGCCGUACGUCAUAGCACAGGUGAAGCUGCUGGUGCUGGCGUUACGAGUGGCGUUACGGCAGGGUGCGCUGUACGGCACCUACGUUGGACGAGACGGCGAGAUGGGGAGUUUCGGAGCAUGUCCCGUGUGCCAGGACCCGGUGAGCUGCGCGGUGCGGUUGGACUGCGGCCACGUGUUCUGCGAGGAGUGCAUCGUGGAGUGGAUGGAGCGGGACCGCACCUGCCCCAUGUGCCGAGCGAAUGUGCGACCCGCAGGUCUGCCGGCGUGCAACGACGGCGCGUCACCGCUGCUGCCGCAGGUGUUUUGAGGCCGUGCUGUAUACGGCAUGUGAUGAUGGGCUGCGAUGCGGGGUGGAGUGUGGUGGGGGGUGCAGGAGCGCAUGUGGGUGGGAGCUGCGAGUGAGGCUGUGCGGUGGCAAUUGCUGUGGGGCUGUUUGCGGGUUGGGUUGUUCUGCGGGGUACACAGGCCCUCGUGUGGGCAUAGCAUGCUGGUCAGGGCAUCACAGCAUCGACGAAGGCGCCGGUUUGCGAUGACCCCCUCCAACUUCAAGGUGCAGCGUACACAUGAGUACAUGAUGAUAUGAGCCUUAUCAUGGCGCCUCAUGGGCGCAUAAGCUGAACCGUUGAAAGCUAGGUCAAAGCAUUUUCACGCGUGUCUGGCGUUUUCCGGUUGUGAGGGGUCCCCUGUAACCCCCCGUCAAGCGGCGCAGCAGGCCGGGUUACGUGCAUGUAACCGCUCACACACAUCGGCAACAUCCCAACUGCUUGCUCUUGUUUCCGCUCAACUACACAUCGGCAAUCACAGUACUACAAUUCCGACUCGCGGCCAGUUUUCUUCACACACUGAGGUACCAACAC
Messenger RNA from Astrephomene gubernaculifera, 2701 nucleotides. The record is from the annotation of a GenBank genome assembly. Lineage: Eukaryota; Viridiplantae; Chlorophyta; Chlorophyceae; Chlamydomonadales; Astrephomenaceae.